This is a messenger RNA of Mizuhopecten yessoensis (Yesso scallop), 462 nucleotides long. RefSeq names its product multiple coagulation factor deficiency protein 2 homolog. The annotation marks the transcript as partial. The transcript has 3 exons. The record is from RefSeq and is a predicted model, not a curated record. NCBI's taxonomy places the organism in Eukaryota, Metazoa, Mollusca, Bivalvia, Pectinida, Pectinidae.
AGAUACACCAUGACAUUUUUGUUAAGCUUUGUUUACAGACAGACUUCAUAACGUUUUUGCUUACUUUUUAGCCCGCAGAAACAAUGACAGUGCUCGUGCUACUGCUGCUGUGCCUGACUCCCUCCACGGCAGGUCAUCAAGGUCACCAGGACAAUGGGGGCACCACCGUCACUGAUUUCCAUGACCCCAAGGUCACACAGGACGAGGCUCAUUUGAAGGAGCAUCUGAAGGACCAGAUCAACACGGAUCGCCAGAUGACGCCACAGGAGAUGGAGUUUCACUACUUUCGGUUACACGACACCAACAACGAUACUAAGCUGGACGGACUGGAAAUCUUGUCGGCACUGACACACAUGGUACCCGCGGUGAAAAUUAAAGACAACGAAAAGUUAGGCAAGACGGGGGAGCAAAUACAACUGAUGCAACAGCAACGGUCCGAACAGGCUGUCAAAUACUUCACAG